GGCUCCGGUGCGCUUCGUGGGGUUUUUGCCCUCCUCUUUGCGCUCACCUAGCGGAUUUCACGCCGGAUGCCGGCCGCGCUCACAUCAUCAGUGCUGGAAAGUUCACUUCCACGUCUGAGCGCGUGCGUGCGUGUAUGUGUGUGCGUGCGUGGAUUCCCGCUGAUGUGUGCGAGUCUGUCUGUCUAAUAGAGUGACCCCCAGCACGCUGUUUAAAGGGAAGACAAGAGCGCUGAGUCAACGAAACGCAAGCAGAAGGAUGCAACAGUUGAUGUGCGCAAGUUGCACAGCUUUGCGUGGAUUUGCAGACGACCUGCACCCGCGGACGAUGGUGGCUUUGAUCCGUGCGGACGAAGACUCGCUCGUUUUGUAGCUUUAAUAGCCUUCAUUUGCCCCAUAAAUCGAUCAUUAAACCGCAGAUCAGCGCACGGGCGGCGAGCGUUCGUUUUCUCUCCCCGCUCGCGCGUCUUUCUCAGCAAAAUGGACAUUCGGACAGAAACGCAUUUGGGGGGGACUCCACACUCUGCCUGAAUGGAGUUGAAGUGCGGAUUUCGGACGGUGUGCCGCGGCGAGUAGCAGCUGCAGUCCGCGCCAACAUGCAUCGGAUUCUGCAGAGGAGGCGAGUGCGCAGGCUGCGGGUCGUCUGGGCUUCGCUCGCGCUGGUGGCGCUGUCGCUCGCCGCGUGCAGCGCGCUGUUCACGGCGUGGACCUGGCGGGAGACGCGGGACCUGUCCCAGUCCUUCAAGAUCCUGCAGGACCGCCUGGAGCAGGUCAACACGCAGAGGAAGGCCAUUGUUCAGCUGAUUCUGGAGAAGAGAGAGCUGCUGGUGGGGCACCGAGUCAAGAGAGACGGUGGCUCCUCACCGAAGAAGAAUGGGAAUGGAAAUGGAAAAAAAGCGGCGUCUCAUUUUGAAAUAACCAAAGUCUCCUCUCAGCAAGUGGGAGAAGGUGGCGUGAUUAAGGGUUGGGAAGAGAGGACGCUGAAUAUGAGUAAGGCAGUGUCGUACAGCAAGGAUCAAGGCACCUUUACUGUGGAGAGAACGGGCGUCUACUUCCUGUUCUGCCAGGUGCUGUUCAACGAGCAGCAGACCCCGUACGUCAAGCUGGACGUGGUGGCCGGCGGCCACCGGCCCCAGAAGCUGCAGUGCAUCGAGGGCUACGCGACGACCCCGUCCGCCGGGCCGCACGCCUUCCACUUCGUCAAGUCCUGCCAGGUGUCCGGCCUGCUGCGCCUGGAGAAGGGCACCGAGCUGCAGGCCGUCACCGGCUCGGCCUUCAGGCUGCACACGGUGGGCACGUCCUCCGCCUCGCCUCACGUCUUCAGCAUCUUCAGAGUCAACUGAGGCCCGGAUUACGGCGCGAGCCCGGUCCGACGGGGCGCGUUUUUGUGUGGACGGGAGGUUUUUUUCGACGUGGUCACAGGCGGUUGAGGGCAUCGUACCGUGCCACGGCCUCUUUCCAGAGACAAACCUGACUCUGUGGAAGUUGUUGUGGAAUUUUUUCCUGGACAGCGGUGCUGCUUUGGGCCCGAAACACAGACUUUGGAUUAUAACCAAGACUCUAUGAGGACGAAAGGCCUCAAUGAAUGUCUGCUGGGAGAACAGAUGUGAUGGAAGCUGUUCUGUAGAUAAAGGGCUUUGUAUUAAAGGGGAAAAUACUUGGACGAGCACCCCAGCCAACUGUUAAUGUAAUAACUCGUGCUUACACUCUCUGUAUCUGACUGACAGCGAAGCUGUGCGUCCACCUUUCACUUUUAUAACACCAGGUGCCUCAAGAACCCAGGAGUGUAUGUGCGGGCGUCACACUGUGCCACUAUGAAAGCCUACAGGAGUUGUCAUCGAUAUUUUAUACGAUUUAGCAUCUGUGUGUUUUUUUACGGAUUUCGUGCCCUUUUCAAUGCAACAUGCUGUGCAAGUGUGAACUAGCUGUAAGUCUUUGAGGCUUUGUAUAUAUAUAUAACAAAGCACAAGCUGGCAAAGGACACCAGGGAUGUGAAUUUGUGCUUUUUUAAGGUUGAAUUUGAUUGUAGGGUGUUUUUAUGUAAACUAUACUAGGCUUUACUUUUGAAAAGUACGUGCAUAUGGCUCAAUUACCUGUUUGAUUACAUUUACCAUCACUUCCACGUCUAUAUGUACAUCUGAUGACUAAUUACUGUUUUUCAUCAUUGUUUCAUCGUGUAACGCUAAGGAACAAUCCUAAACAAAGCCCUAACUCGUCUUCUAGCGCCUUCAGUAGAUGGAAUUUGUUACACAAACCUUUUAACGCUCGAUGGAAGCCGUCAAAUUGCUUGGGGGAUUUGUGUUCUUGUUGUUUUUUUGGGACGCGCCGUCUCGACCAGAUGCUUUCUCUAACCUUAACCAUUUUUGUUUGAAGGUCCAACUUUUUUUUUUUUUCAAGAUUGCAUUCCAGCUAAUACAGUAGAGACUAUGUGCUGCCAGAGUCACCGCUCUGCCAAAUACCUGCAAAGCUAAUCCUGUUUAAAACCAGCUGCACUCCUUGUUUCUGCCUACUUACCUUAUUAUAACACGCCAAUACAUCAAAUUAAGCUGGUCAACAUUCUAGCUGCUAAUUAUUGUAUUAGCACUGUCAGCUCCUCAGGGUGCUGUCAUGACAUUUUGUUCCUUUUAUGCAAAUAUUUCUAAUAUUGUCACCAGGAAUAAGUUUUGUGGAAGAAGCAGGGAAAGCCACUGGUCUGAUUCAUUUUCAGUGGAGCCACACCAGAUUAUAUAUAAACAUAUUGGUAAUCUAAAAAAGGAACAAGAGCGUUGUGGUUCCUUGUUUCUGGAACUUUAAACCCAAAGCAACUUCCGAUCAUUCCUUAUUUGGUUACUGAUCUUUUGUCAAGCUUCUGUUUGUCCCCAUUUUUCCUGUGACAUUAUAUGAUUUAUUGUUUUAUACGAGUUUGAUUUUUUUAUACAUUUUCCAUUGUCAUAUUCGUCUGCUGCUGUCUGUAACAUUCCCUCAUGACAUACAAACAGUGUGUAUUUCAGGCAGUGGCUUGCUGCAUUCCCACUCUUGAUUAAAUGUACUUCAUGGAUGGACCACGUCGCUUUCUCUUCAGCACUUUACUGCAGCAAAGAGAGUUUUUAAAUGGGAAGCUAAUGUAGACAUUAGGCAUGAAGGUUCCUCUAUUUGAUUUCCUAGCUGUCCUCUUCCCUUUAUUCUCACUCAUCCUCCCCACCACUCCUAUAUUCCCAUGAACCACAUACCCCCCCCCCCCCCCCCCCCACACACACACACACACACACACACACAAUCCCAUGAGUGACGGCACACAAAUACUGUCUAAAUCAAAUACUGUCUAAAUUUCCACUUCCUGAAUAUGAACCUGAACCUCACAGCCAUAAGUUUGGAGGAACACACAAACACACACACACACACACACACACACACACACACACACACACACACACACACACACACACACACACAC
Betta splendens (Siamese fighting fish) is the source of this 3430-nucleotide messenger RNA. It is a transcript of the gene tnfsf12, whose product is annotated as TNF superfamily member 12. NCBI's taxonomy places the organism in Eukaryota, Metazoa, Chordata, Actinopteri, Anabantiformes, Osphronemidae. Gene Ontology annotation, cellular component: membrane. Gene Ontology annotation, molecular function: tumor necrosis factor receptor binding; receptor ligand activity. The transcript is spliced from 6 exons. Gene Ontology annotation, biological process: immune response. The coding region runs from base 594 to 1340 and encodes 248 amino acids. The record is from RefSeq and is a predicted model, not a curated record.